CUGCACAACAGCCAUUUAGGUUAUUUUAUCUCCCCUCCCUCCCCCCACAUGGUUCGACCUCCGCUUCUCGUCUCCAGCCAUGGCACUUCCCAUGCCGGCCUCACCAUUCCGGCGUGACUCUGCGAUAGAACCAGUAAACGUACAUUUAGAUUGCGGCUUCGGGCUCAUUGGUGUUUAUGCUGUUUCGCAUCCAAUUUCGGGCGACGUGAAACAAGGGCGUCGCACAGUAUUCAUGAGCUGUAUUAGGUCAUCACAAGGUUUUCAACUCCGUCGCAUCACCAGCAGCUGCGACUUUUGAGUCGCCGCAAGAGCAGGCCCUACAGGCGGAGUUUGCUUCCAAGCUAAGCAUAGCAUACCACAGUUCUGCUCACAUUACAAUAGUGCUUACAAUACCGCUCACAGGUCUGCUCACAGUUCUGCGAACCCCAUGGCGACUCUCAGCGGGGUCGCCGGCGACUCUUUCGCGGAAAACCGUUUCGCCGAGACGCUCGGCCACGAACCGUUGCCGAAUCGUACGGCUGGUAAUGGCGUCAGCGGCACUGAAUGGCAUAGCAGCAACACCGCGCACCCGCAGCAGCAGCAGCAUCAUCAUUAUCAGCAGCAGCAGCAGCAGCAGCAGCAGCAUCAUCAUUAUCAGCAGCAGCAGCAGCAGCAGCGACAGCAACAGCAGCAACAGCAGCAGCAGCAGCAGCAGCAGCAGCAGCAUGCGCUAAUGGGGUCGUUAGGUCCCAUGCCAGGAACCGGCACGGGUGGCGAGGAAACCCUUUUAGUGGAUUUGCGCGGCUUGAAAGAACGCUCUAAUCGCAGUGCGACGUCUGUCGCAGACUUCCGUCGGCAGCACAUGGUGCGAUUCUUGCGCGACGCCACCGAGCUAGCGCACCAGCCCGCGCAGCCGGCGGAAGCGGACGUGGCGGAAGGGGGGGCCAGCGCGCAAGAGCGAGCGCCAGGCGCGCAAGAAAAGGCGCAAUGCGCGGAGCAGGAGCGUAGCAGAGCGGGGAACCAGGGCGCGGGAGGGUGGGGCAGCGGCUUUACUAGCCAUAUAGCAGGGGCAAGAGGCAACGCGGAAGGGGAGGCUGGGGGGGGCAGCCGAGGUGCAGAUGUUUGCGCGAACGAAAGCGCUGGACGCGCCGACAAGGGGAGAGAAAACCGUGGGGAGGAUAGCGCUGGGGGUCAGGGCGGAGCGGGGCUUUGGGCGGCGCAAGCAGGCGCGGGGAGUCGGGAGACGGGGGGAAAUGCCGCCUAUGGGCUGGAGGCUGCGGGUAGAGAGGGAAACGCGGCAGGGGGAAGCGCGGUGUCCCCCCCCGGACGAGGCGAUGGGGGAGUAGGCGGAGGCGAAGCGAGACCUGGGGGAGCGAGUGGAAGCGGGGAAGCGGGACGGAGAGGCGGAAGCGGAAGCGGAGCGGAUGCGCGGAUGGAGGUGAGCGCGUAUGCCAACAGCGUGUCCGUGCUGCGGGAGGCUACAGGCGCGGGCGGGGGAAUGGGGUGGGGGGAAGGGCUGGGGGCGGGCACAUCUGGCAGGAGCGGCGGGCUGAGGGGAAUAGGGGGCCGGGAGGAGGGGGGUCAGGGCAGGGAGGGUCUGAGCACGCAGGAGGGGAGCCAAGGUUUGGUUUCACCCAGGGGCGGCAGGGAGCCCGGGGAACAAAGGCAGGCGAUGGCAGGGCAUUCGAACGAAUAUGGUGGUAACAUGCCGCUUGUUACAGGUCACUCGGCGCAGGUUCAGUCGGCACACUUUCCUCAGCAGCAGCAGCCGCAGCAACCGAUGCAGCAGCAGCCGAUGCAGCAGCAGAUGCUGCAGCAGGUGCAGGGAGCAAGGGGUGAGUUUCAGCCGCAGCAUGUGGGCCAUUCUCUGUCGUUCGACGCUCAGGAGCGGCAGCACUAUCACCAGCAGCAGCAGCAGCAGUACCAGCAGCACCAACAGCAGCAGCAACAGCAUUACCAGCAACAGCAGUACCAGCAGCAACACCAGCAGCGACACCAGCAGCUGUCCUACCAGCAACCCUCCCAUCCGCAACAGCAGCAACCACCGCCACUCAGCUACUCCGCCCAGUCACAACCCUUGCCUGCUCACUUCCCGGCCGCCAUACCCACACUCCCCCACCGCGCCACCCUGGAUCCGCACCCCCACCGCUCCUCCCAACCCUUCUCCCUCACCUUCCUCACAUCUCUCUUCCGCCGAGACCCCCUCCGUACCCGCUCCUCCCGCCGCUCCCGCCAUGCCGCCAGCCACGGGGAGGGCGGCCCGCUGUCCGAAGCAGAGCAGAUCCCCGUGCCGCCCCUGGAUAAAAUCCUGAACGUCCCCCGUAGCGUCGCCUCUGACACCGCCUCUCGUGCCAUGGGGACUGGCUUCUCCUCACCCCCUGCUCCCCCCUCGUUCCCCGGCGGCAGCAACGUCCCCCUAGGGGCGACGUUCCCCCCCAACCGCCCCCACCACAACUCUGCCCUUCCCUCCCCUGCCCAGCCGUCCCCCCCUAGCGCCGAUCCCCACUCACUGUGGUCGUCCUCCCCGUACGAAAGUGCGGGGACGAGGAUUGAGGAGAGGGAGGGAGCGGAAGGGUUGGGGAGGGGGCUGGGGGAGGGGAAGUGGCAGGGGCUGGCGGUGGUGGAGGAGGGGGAAGGGCAGGGGAGGAGGAGCGUCAUAGGGUGAAUUACGCAGGGAACGGGCAACUUGACGAGAUGUCCCAUCCCUCAUACCACCACACCGCCCAUCGCUGACACCACAUCAACCCCAAGAAUCCCCCAAAGCCAGUACCCGCUCUGAUUUGCUCCUCGGUCUGCUUGGGUUCUAAAUGCUCCCUCCUCCCACCUUCCAAGCGUUGAGGGGAGGGCAGGGCAGGGCACGUCUUUUUUCUCAAUUCUCCAACUGUCUCCAGCCAUCCCCCCUUGGAACAACUUUCUGUCUACCUUUUAUAGGCUCAGUUGAUUCUCUUUGCUGCUGAUCCUAAACCAUCUUGCUGCCUUCAGGCAACGUGUUAUUUGUUGCAACAGAUACUGUUAUGUAGUGUAGAUGUCUCUCUCUCGAUGUUUUUUAGCUCACUUGCUUUGUUAGGGCUGGCUCGUAAUGGGCCAGACACUUGGCGAGGAGCCAAUGAGAU
Messenger RNA from Closterium sp. NIES-67, 3092 nucleotides. NCBI's taxonomy places the organism in Eukaryota, Viridiplantae, Streptophyta, Zygnematophyceae, Desmidiales, Closteriaceae. The record is from the annotation of a GenBank genome assembly.